AUGGCGCUCGAAGAACAGAGAUUCAUCCAUGAAGACCUUGAGAGGUUGGAAGCAGCCAUCGCGGAUCUUGUGGCUCUAGAACCUCGUAAUAUUCGAGACCAAUUGGCCCGUGACCAUGAACUAAAAAAAUUCAUCGAUCGAAUUGAGGAACAGUCCAAGCGACUUCUCGAGAUUUACAAGGAUGAAGACAAACAACGCGAAAAGGAAUUGCUGUCGAUCUCAACUGGUGACCAAUUUCAAGAGUUUCAGAAGCAACUUGACAGCAUAAAAGAUCACCAUAGGCGCUACCCGAAUGAGCCCGUAGACAACCUCGAGCGAGCGUAUCAACGCCGUCUGCAGGAGGGCGACCUGCCGACUACGGAUAUAACCAACAUGUUCUCUGGCGAAGAGGGAUACGGAAAGUACCUAGACCUCACCGAACUUCACGCCCAAUACCUCAACCUUCCUGGCGUUAUUCGCCUGUCCUAUAUGCAGUACCUCGAAAUCUUCGAUUCCUUGACCCCACCAGUCUUUAAUCUCAAACGGAAAGACAAGCUUUCAGACAAAUACUUCCACUAUGUUGGAGAACUUGCAAGUUAUCUUGAAGGGUUCAUCAAGCGCGCGCGACCCUUGCAGAAUCUGGAAUUACUUUUUGCAAACUUCGAAGAUGAUUUCAAUCAAAAAUGGGAGGCGAAGGCCAUUCCGGGCUGGACAGAAGAGAAAGCACAGAACGGAGAGUCUGGUACAGCAACAGAGGGAAUCUGGUGUCCAGAUUGUGAGAAGGAAUUUAAGAAUGAAAAUGUCUAUCGGAAUCAUUUGACCGGCAAGAAGCACAUUCGCGCCGCCGCAGCACGAGAAGCUGCCGGUACAUCUGGUGAAGAGCGCCCGGCACCCGUUAAAAUUACAUCAACUACCAGCAAUCUUAAGGAGCGUGCUAUCGCCCAGCGGGAGCAUCUCGUGCGACUCUUGGGGCAGGAACUCGAUAAAGAGCGACAGGCAACUCGUACCAAUGUAGAGCGCCGACACGGCAUGACAGAGCGUGAGCGCCAACUUGAUAACGAGGCCAUGUUAGCUGAGCCUGAGGUUGAGGCUCGUGGUGCAGAUUCUGAGCAUGAAGAUGACGAAAAGCUCUACAACCCCUUGAAAUUGCCCUUGGCCUGGGAUGGCAAGCCAAUUCCAUACUGGCUUUACAAAUUGCAUGGUCUAGGUGUUGAAUAUUCAUGUGAAAUUUGUGGAAACUUUGUUUACAUGGGUCGUCGGGCUUUCGACAAACAUUUCUCUGAAACUCUCCACAUCCAUGGUCUGAAGUGUUUAGGCAUCACCUCUAACGCCAACAUGUUCCGUGAAAUUACUAGCAUUGACGAUGCUAUGAAACUUUGGGGGAAAUUGGAGAAGGAUCGCAAAAGGGAGCAAGCCUCCCGCGAUAAUGUCGUGGAAAUGGAGGACGAUGAGGGCAACGUGAUGCCAGAAACUGUUUAUCUGGAUCUUGUGAAACAGGGAAUCCUCUAA
Molecule: messenger RNA, 1488 nt
Organism: Penicillium taxi
Lineage: Eukaryota; Fungi; Ascomycota; Eurotiomycetes; Eurotiales; Aspergillaceae
Product: SF3a splicing factor complex subunit PRP9
Exons: 3
Coding region: 1-1488 (495 amino acids)
Biological process (GO): mRNA splicing, via spliceosome
Cellular component (GO): spliceosomal complex; nucleus
Molecular function (GO): zinc ion binding; RNA binding
Source: RefSeq, a predicted model, not a curated record